This is a messenger RNA of Oncorhynchus masou masou (cherry salmon), 4802 nucleotides long. It is a transcript of the gene lgi3, whose product is annotated as leucine-rich repeat LGI family, member 3. Gene Ontology annotation, biological process: regulation of exocytosis. Gene Ontology annotation, molecular function: protein binding. The transcript is spliced from 10 exons. Gene Ontology annotation, cellular component: synaptic vesicle. The record is from RefSeq and is a predicted model, not a curated record. The coding region runs from base 246 to 1898 and encodes 550 amino acids. NCBI's taxonomy places the organism in Eukaryota, Metazoa, Chordata, Actinopteri, Salmoniformes, Salmonidae.
UAGUGCGGGGAAUUGCAGCCUCGCUCCCGCAGUCUGCACUCUGACAGCAGCUCUAGGGAGAACACACAUAUCCAGGGAAGCUGCAGAGCACACACACAUUCAGUGAAGAUACUAUCCAACUGCCCUCUCUCUCUCUCUCUCUCUCUCUCUCCCUCUCUCUCUCUCCCCAACUCUUCAUAGUCUUUCAAUAGCUCAGCAACAUCACUUCUACUGCUGCGGCUGCUGCUGCUGCUACAAGAGGAAAUAUGCUGAAUGCCGGAUCGAGAAGGGUCCCGGGAUGGCUGAAGCUGUUGUCCAGCCUAUGUCUGCUUCUCUGCCUGGUGGGGGAGACUGGGGCCAAGAGGGUCCCCAAAAUCCCCCGCUGUCCUACCACCUGCUCCUGCACCAAAGACAGUGCCUUCUGUGUGGAUACCAAGACUAUCCCCAAGAGCUUUCCCCCUGGGAUCAUCUCCCUGACGAUGGUGAAUGCAGCCUUCACUACAAUCCCAGAGGGAGCCUUCUCCCACCUGCACCUUCUGCAGUUUCUUCUGCUGAACUCCAACACCUUCACUGUUGUGGCUGAUGAUGCCUUCGCAGGUCUGUCACACCUGCAGUACUUAUUUAUAGAGAACAAUGACAUCCAAGCCCUGUCAAAGCACACCUUCAGAGGGCUUAAAUCCUUGACUCACCUUUCUCUGUCAAAUAAUAACCUGCAGCUCCUUCCACGAGAACUCUUCAAAUAUUUUGACAUUCUGACAGACUUAGACCUGCGGGGUAACUCGUUCCGCUGUGACUGUAAAAUCAAGUGGCUGGUGGAUUGGAUGGAGAAGUCCAACACCUCUGUCCCUGCCAUCUACUGUGCCAGCCCAUUUGAGUUCCAAGGCCGCAGAAUCCAUGAUCUAACCCCACGAGACUUCAACUGUAUCAGCGCAGACUUUGCAGUUUAUGAAACUUUCCCCUUCCAGUCUGUGUCAGUGGAGUCCUAUGAAUUCAACGACGAUCAGUUUGUGGUCUUCGCCCAGCCUGAUACUGGGUUCUGUACACUGUUUGUAUGGGAUCAUGUGGAAAUGGUCUUCCGGAUGUACCAUAAUAUAACAUCUCGCUCCGCUGUCUACUGCAAGCCUGUGGUAAUUAACAACACUCUUUACAUGGUUGUGGCUCAACUUUUUGGAGGAUCCCACAUCUACAAGUGGGAAGAGGACCCACAGCGAUUUGUGAAGAUCCAGGACAUUGACACGACACGUGUGAGGAAACCCAACUUUGUUGAGACCUUCCAGCUGGAUGAUGAGUGGUACUUUGCAGUAGCAGACAGUUCCAAGGCAGGCUCUACGAGCAUAUACCGCUGGAACAGCAACGGUUUCUACUCCCACCAAUCUCUUCAUCCCUGGCAUCGUGACACCCAUGUGGAGUUCCUAGAUGUGGAGGGGAAGCAGCGUCUCAUUCUCUCCAGUGCCUCCCAGCCCCCAGUGGUAUACCAGUGGAACCGCAGCCUGCGGCAGUUUGCCUUUCAUUCCCAAAUCACUGAGACUGCUGACGUGCAGAUGGUCAAGCAUUUCUGGGUGCGCAAAGUUCUCUACCUCUGCCUUACACGCUUCAUUGGCGACUCCAAGAUUCUCCGUUGGGAGGGGCAGCGCUAUGUUGAGAUUCAGACCCUGCCCUCACGUGGCUCCAUGGCUGUGUAUCCAUUCAUCGUGGGCCCCCGCCAGUAUCUCCUCUUAGGGAGUGAUUUCUCCUUCUCUCGAGUUUACUUGUGGGACGACCUUACCCAGCGCUUCCAGCUCUUCCAGGAGCUCAACAUGAGAGCACCCCGGGCCUUCAGCUUGGUGUCAGUGGACAACAAAGACAUCCUGCUGGCAGCCAGCUUCAAAGGCAACACCCUGGCCUACCAGCACCUAAUAGUUGAUCUUAGUGCCAAAUAGACCAAUCCAGUCAGAAUCUCUGAGACCAUUCAUGAGUCUGUUCUGUUCUUAUGAGGCCCGAUUCCAACUUAGGAAUUUACAAAUUUCCUACACACAUCUUUCCGACGCAUUUCUUAGUAUUUUGUAUUCAGACUUACCUUAUUUAGUCGCAUAACGCGCUCUGCAGGUGUGGCUACCUUGCACACUCUGAAUAAAUUUCAUUCAACCCCUGAAAACCCUCCCACUUGCUAGCCAACAGAUUUUCUCAUGGAAUCUUCAUUCAAUAUUUUUUGCAGUGCACUUCUCUUAAGCCAUCCCUUUAAAUACGGUGCACCUUUUAUUUUGUCGACAGACUCGAGAGAACGGGUUCAAAAUAUUAGGGAUCAAUGAAAGAAAAAAACAAUUGGUAGAUGGUAGAUACAAAAAUACUAUGAUCUUACAGAUUAUUUGGGUUUAGGAAAGUAUUUAUGAAUCAUAAAAAACAGGUUUAGAGAAACUUUACGCACGAAAGAAAGAAAAUGUUGAUUUAAUUCAUUCUGAAAAUUGCCACAUUCAGUUCUUCAACACAUGAUAAUGUUGGAAGAUUAGUGUACAUAGAAUUAUAACAGGGAGUGUACAACAGUGUUCUAUCCUCUCGCCUAUUGCCUGCACUAACCGUGGAACUGUGUGAUGACACGGCCAAGUACUGCGCCAUGCAUGGGGUUCAAACUAUUACAGCUUGGUCUUCGCUCCACUCCGUAAUGAUUGAAUUAUGUCUUUUUAUAUUAUCAACUGUUACUAAGGAAACAAAUGAAGGUAAACACAGCAAUGUAAGUAAAUGGAAUGAUAAUGAAGGUUAUACCAACUAAAGGGACUAAAAGUAAAUUGUUAGUUGAAUAUGUGUUGUUAUUAGGCCUACAGUACUGACGGUCGAUACUGAUAGUGGAUAAUAUUUCACAUGGUAGAAAUAGGAAACAGUCACGGUAUUCAAGACAUUCAAGAGUGCCCAUCCCUGCAAGUUAAAAAAAACUGUACAAUUUAAAUUAUGCAUAAUGGCACAGUACUUCAUAACCUUUACUGUGGGAAAGUUGAUAUGUUCAUAUGCUUCAGUUUGCUACCAUAUGACUGGCUUCACAUCUCCAGCGAUUAUAAGGUAAAAUAGACCUAACACAAGUGUCCUUUAUAUUUCCCUUAUCCAAAUGGAUUACUCAUUUACCUAGCUGUUAUCAAUAGCUCUUAUUAAGUUGUAAAUUACAGUGCAUGGUGAAUGCUUUUUCCUCUUGGAAUUGGAAGGUUCGCUCGAACUUAUUCAUGGUUUCCUCGUGCAUAAAGGUGGUGGAAUUAUGAAGGAAUUAAGUCAAGAUCAGAAUAUGGCAUAUCUGUAGACACACCUCUGCCACACCUUCAUUUCUUAGAUCUCCACCCCCAACCAAUUGCAGGUGAAUAGCAUGCUAUUCUCAUGCUUAAGUUUGUCAGAAUAUGCAUAGAGGGAAAAGUGCAUAAUAAGGGAAUUAUGUUCAAUUUAAGCAAGGUGAACUCGGGUCGGAAUCGGGCCCAUGGAGAAAAGCAAAUCAUCUAAGCCAUGUGACUAAAUGCCUGUUAGGUUAGUUAACCACUUUUGAAGAGUGGGUACUAACAAACAGGAAAUGCAUGAUAUCUUCUGAUGUCUCUGAUUGAAUUAAUUAAUGUGUAAUGACAAAACAUAUCACCUUGCUUAAUACGUGUCAAAUCACUUUGCAACAUCACUACUUACUCUAUUUACCAUGAAUUCAUGCUCCAUGGAAAAUAUAAUGGAAGGUGCAGAUAUAGUACAAAUAAAAACAUAUAAGUAACAUCAGAUUAUGUGAAAAGCAUGUGCAUCUACUGAACGGUUUUCUAUUGACUGUUAUAAAAUCAUUUUAUUCAUGCAAUAGGGCGAAGACGAGUAGACAGCCAGUACGUUGCAAUAAACUUUAGUGAACUAUUAACACAAUAUAUUCUGUUAAUAGUUCACUAAAGUUUAUUGCAAUUUACUGGCUGCCUACUCAUCUUCUUUCUUGAAUUACCUGCCAUUAGGGGCCUGCCCUCAUCUCACUCAUGCAAUAGGAAAAUAACUGUUCACAUCAAAUAGAGUUUGAUAUGGACAUUCUAUGAAAUGCUAGUUAAUAUAUUUUCAAAGCAAUAUAAACUGUAAUCUGCAUGCCAUAAUGGUAUCUUUACAGUAAAUUAUAUUUUAUAAAAUAAUGCUUAUUCUGUAUAAGUUUUAUAAUGUUUCACAGGUAAUAUGAGCUAUCAAUGUUUUUGUCAUAAAUAACAUGUAUCUCUCUAUGUUGUUGAUCAUGAUUGAUACCAAUACGUUUUCAUUAAUCUAGAAUGUAGCUAGGCGACACAGAUUUCUCUAAAUUAAUGUGAACUGAAUAGUACUGGAAGGUUAUGUCAAGCUCCUGUCAUAUAUGUGAAAAUAUGUAUGAAUAUGUACCCUUUGUAUGUUGUGGCUGAACUUCAUGGGCAGUCAAUUGCCCAAAAAUUUUUAUUCCCAAUUUGAAUGCCUAACAAUUGAGAAUCAGUUCAAAUCCAGGCUUGACUCCUCAUGUCUGUGUUUGCUAAACGUUCAAAAUUUUGCCUAGAGAAUGUGUCAACAUCCAAAUUCUGGACAAAUCGCUGUGCACUUUGAUUCUACAUAACUUAUAGCUUGUCUUCAGACAUUUUAUGUUAUUCUCCUCUGUGCAUUUUAUGUAGCUAUACACUGUAUGUAAUGUAAUGUAUCCAUGCAUCUACUGUAAUACCCACAUUUUUAUGUGGGUUAUUAUUAGUAUAGUGAUUGUAUGGUGCACUAAAGUGUAGCCUAAAUCACCCUUACCACCAUGGAAGUGGAUUUAGUGUGAGAGCAAAAUAUUUGCCCUGAAAAUUGUUGCCACUUGUACGUAUCUGAAAUAAUAAAUGUCCUAUUAAAAAUGCUGCAUCUAA